This is a messenger RNA of Cordyceps militaris CM01, 1128 nucleotides long. RefSeq lists its product as uncharacterized. The record is from RefSeq and is a predicted model, not a curated record. The coding region runs from base 1 to 1128 and encodes 375 amino acids. NCBI's taxonomy places the organism in Eukaryota, Fungi, Ascomycota, Sordariomycetes, Hypocreales, Cordycipitaceae. The transcript has 2 exons.
AUGAGGUUUGAUCGAGACAGGCCCCCGAGAUCGCCGCCGAGGCGAGACUGGGGAAGGGACCGACAUAGAGAUAUGGAUCGGGGUAGAGAAUGGGAUCGCGACAGAAUUCGUGACAACAGAGACCGAGACCUGGACCGCCGAGAUGAUAGACGACGCUCACGCUCGCCGUUUCUUAGAGGUGGACCGGACCGAUCCUCAGGAAAGACGACGCCAUCUGGGUUCAGACCACGAUCACGUUCUCCAGGGCGACGAGACGACCGAUAUCAAUCAUAUCGACGACCAUCGCCCUCGAGGGACUCGAAUAUUUCCUCUGCCGUGCCCGUUCUGCCAACUUCCGGUAGAGAAUCUCCUAUCCCUCGGAAUCGCUCUCCCUACCAAUCUCGCGACCAAUCACCUCGCUACAUCGAUGGACCAAAAAGAGAUGAACUGGCUGGCAUCAAGUCGCCACCGCGAGGUCCUGCCGCGCUCCGUGUUAUGCCCAACGGUUCAAGAUCAGCUGGAGGCCAACUUGAUUCUCCAUCCUCAAGAUCAAGUGGCAUCCCCGACACAGCGAGCCCUACAAACCCACCGGCCGGCCCACGCGGCUAUGUGCCGUCUGGACGUGGUGGUUUUCAGCCACGUAUCAGUCGUGGAGGCUGGCCGCAGACACCAUCGCGUGCAGGUCCUUCGCCGGGGCCUUCCACACCGAUUGGCUCGUCGGGGAUCCCGACCGGCCCGCGUACCCAGUCCAUGAGCGCUCAGGGUGGUGCCUCUACACCAACACAAAGCCGGCCGUUCAACCCGCCCACGGGACCCGCUGCCCAGCAUGGCAGCGGCCCGAGGCAGACGCUCGCACAUGGCCUCAUGUCGACGAUGCCGCCGCUGAUUCCUGGCGGCAAGCUAGAUCCAAGUAUGCUUCCCAUGGUGCUCGGGGUCUCACGCGAUGUGGAGCCGCACUUCCGCAAGCUGCGUGAUGAGGAAGAAAAGAUUCGCGAGGAGCUGCGUGCCAAGCAAGAACGCCUACGCCGGAGCCUGUCCAUGUGGGGACGGCUGGAGAGAGAUGCGGCCGCCUGGGAGCUGCGCAGCGACCUGAGCGAGAAGAGUAUGAAGAACCUUGCAGGUGAGGGCAUGGGCGGCGCGGCGUUCUAG